GCAUCGAUAUUUUCACGCGCCGUUGUUUAUAGAUGUUUACACGUAUCUUUAUCAUUCUUAUACGUACAACUAAGCCGUUUAUCAGACAAACGGAUAUACUGAAGUAAAACGAUCAAUGAGAUGUAGUAGUACGAUGGGAGAUGAAUGCGCAGCAAGACGACGUGGUCGCGUACGGAAUGUGAAAUACAGCGUAUCGUGUUAUUGAAGAAUAACUGCAAGUUAUUAGGGUCGAUUGUGACGAGUAAUUUGACAUAAGGAGCGCGGAGUAAAGUGUUUCUCGUGUGCGUGCGCGUACAAAGCCGUGGCCAAGCUCCGGCUUGAUCGUUACUCUCACGAUUGGGUUGGUCGAGGCGGCCGAUCUUAUGUAUUCACGUAUGUAAAUCGCUCCCAAAGAGAGAAGAGCGCGUACUCGACGCACUACAACACGACGAGCUACCAUUAACAUUCGUGCUUUCGCUCGUGUCAUCAUCCGUCCGAUCCUCUCGAUCUCUAGGAAAUGCGGAAUGGUGAUAAUUCGAAUCGAUUCGACGAUGACGACGACGAUGACGACGACGACGAUUUGUUCGGUGAUGGACCGUGCCCAUCGUGCAGAUUGGCGAUUAACCAGGAAACCGGUAGACUCAAAUGGUGCACAGGCGGAAACGAGACGCGGCGUGUUAAGCUAAUGCUCCUGAUACCCGUCGUGCUACUGCCGAUUACUAUAGUGUUUAUCGCAUUGUCGCGAUUACAAGGGAUAGUUCCCGAGUCACGGGUGCGCGACGCCUUCUCCGCUGCUUACAAUGAUAUGCAGAAUGAGCGAAAAAUAGAGGCUAACAGUUUUUGGCCUACCAGUCGCAACGACAUAGAACUUGCGGCGGAAGAGGUCGAAGACGAGGAUCGAAUUCUACUUCCCGAUAUGAAAACAAGUUAUGUGCCUGUAGAUACGCAUCCGCUGCUUCGAUCGCCCAAACGACGUAAAAGAGACAUUGACGGGGAAAAUCGCACGAGGAACGGACCGAUAUCUCGCGUCUUAUAUAAAUUCGACAAUCGGAUGAUGUCUUUGUUGCGCGCAUAUGAAAAUUUAAAUAACGGCAAAUUAACAGAUUCCGUUUCUUCGAGGAAAGAAUCGAUCAAGAAAAAUGAUAUGAUGAGAAAGUUCUCUUCGAUUUCGAACAACGUCAAUCACAUUGAUAAAAUAAAGGUAGAGAACGGCGAUACGAUCGAGGGUAACGAUGCACAGGAUCUCGACGAAAAGAUGAACAAUUUUUUAGGUAAUCACUACCCGGAAGUAGAAGUUGACGACACCUAUGAAAGCAGUGGAAGCAAAGAUUAUUAUUCCGAAAAGAGAAGAACGUCGUCGUCGUCGUUCAGCAACAAGUACGACGGCAUGGGCGUCAACGAACGGCCGAGAGAGAAAUCGCUGAGAACUCGAGAGGAUAGUGCAUUCUCUUAUUUUAUCAACGACACCGAGACGUGGUUACCGACGGUCGACGAACGCGACAAGAUUGACAGUUCGAUCGACAGUUCUGACGUUCCCGAUCUUCGUACGUUUUGGAGAGAAGAGGGAAAUGCCAGGAAUAUUAGAGAGGCCCGAGCUCGGAUAAUGCUGAAAUACAUGGAUAAGAGUGUGGAUCCGUGUCGGGAUUUUUAUCAAUACGCUUGUGGUAACUGGGCGAAACGUAAUCCUAUUCCCAAGGAUAAAGCCGGUUACGAUACCUUCGAAAUGCUGCGCGAAUCGUUGGAUUUCGUAUUGAGAGAGCUACUACAAGACUCCGUACCGCACGAUGUCGCUCAGUUGGAUGCUGAUGACGCUACUGUAAAGGCGAAACAUUUGUUUGAAAGCUGCAUGAACAACGAGAUCUUGGAACAGCGUAUGGAACGACCGCUUAUUCAACUUUUGGACCAACUUGGCGGUUGGCCAAUACUGAGACCAGAUUGGAAUCCAAACAAGUUUGAUUGGCUUCUUUUGACCGCGCAACUUCGACUAUACAAUAACGACGUAUUGAUCUCAGAAUGGGUGGGUCCAGACAUAAAAAACAGCGACAAGUACGUGAUACAGUUUGACCAAACGUCGCUCGGCCUUCCUACGAGGGAUUAUUUCCUUCAACGAUCCAACAUGGUGUAUCUAGAGGCCUACAAGGAUUAUUUCAUUAAAGUUGCGACUUUACUCGGCGCAUCCCUCCAUAACGCAACCGUACAAGCCGAAGAACUCAUCAAAUUCGAGACGCAGCUCGCGAAGAUUACGUCGUCACCCGACGAAAGACGAAAUUUUUCUGAGCUUUAUCAACGAAUGAGCAUCGGCGAAUUGAGAACGCUCGUGCCGCAAAUUGACUGGCGUCGUUAUUUGUCAAUCGUUUUGGCCCGUCCGGUUAACUUUUCCGAACCAGUUGUCAUCUUUGCGCUGCAGUACAUUCAGGAUUUAGUUGUCUUACUUUCAAAAACGCAGCCUAGAACAGUAGCGAAUUACCUACUGUGGAGAUUUGUGCGGCACAGAGUGAACAAUCUCGACGAUCGUUUCCAGGAGGUGAAACAAAACUUUUACUACAUCCUGUUCGGCAGAGAGCAAGCGCCGUCAAGAUGGAAGAAUUGUGUUACCCAAGUAAAUUCCAACAUGGGUAUGGCAGUGGGUUCGAUGUUUGUGAACAAGUAUUUCGACGAGAACAGUAAAAACGACACAUUAUCAAUGACCCGGGAGAUACAACGGUCGUUCAGGGAAUUAUUCGAUAAAACCAAUUGGAUCGACGACGAGACAAAGCGCUUGGCGACUGAAAAAGUAAAUGCCAUGUCGCUCAAGAUUGGCUAUCCAGAUUUUAUCCUACAGCCGCAUCUACUAAACGAACGUUACAAAGAUGUAAGAUACAUCAUACAUGUUAUCAUACGACCAGACAAAUAUUUCGAAAAUACUUUAAACAUCUUGAAACACUUGACCAGACUCGAACAAGAUCGUCUCGGCAAUAUCGUCAACAAAACUUUAUGGAACACUGCUCCAGCAAUCGUAAAUGCUUACUACAGUCGCAACAAAAAUCAGAUAAUGUUUCCAGCUGGUAUACUACAACCCCCCUUUUAUCAUCGAUUCUUUCCACGAAGUCUAAAUUACGGUGGAAUUGGUGUCGUAAUCGGACACGAGAUUACUCAUGGAUUUGACGAUAAAGGUAGACUGUUCGAUAAAGAUGGCAAUCUCCAUAGAUGGUGGAAAGACGAAGCUAUAAAUGGCUUUCAUCGCCGGGCGCAAUGCCUCAUCGAUCAGUACGCUCACUAUACCGUGGCAGAAGUUGGAAUGCAAAUAGACGGCGUCAAUACGCAAGGCGAAAACAUUGCCGACAACGGAGGUAUUAAGCAGGCGUUUAGGGCGUACGAGAGGUGGUUACGCGUGAAUCAAAAUGAAGACGAGACGUUACCUGGAAUAAGCGCGACGGGCAAACAGUUGUUCUUCUUGAAUUUUGCUCAAGUUUGGUGCGGCUUGAUGCGACCCGAAGCAACUAAAAAUAAAUUAAAAACAGCCGUGCACUCACCCGGUAAGUUCCGCGUGAUCGGUACGCUCUCCAAUUCAAGGGACUUUGCUGAAGUGUUUAAGUGUCCUCCUGGUUCUCCUAUGAAUCCUGUGAGGAAAUGCUCGGUGUGGUAGUUAUGUCAAUGUAUAUAUAUAUAAAUAUAUAUACACACGCACGCAGGCACGCGCGCACACACACAAAAUUUAUAAAUAUAUAUGUGUGUGUGUAAUAAUCGAUAAUGCUAUCCAACCACACCUUAUAACACACAUUGUAUUCAGUCUGUGAUAUACAUAGUUUUUGGACACUCUCUCGAGUCUCUCUUUUUCCAAAGAACAGACACCUUCAUUCCUUAGGUCUGCAAAGACAUUUCAAAACCUAAUUCUUUCUUGUUUCUUAAGUUGUUCGUCGUGUGAUAAUUUACAUAAACAUGACACGCUUUUAUCAAUCACACAAUUAUAUUUUUACAAUUUAUUUACGUAUCAUACCAUUGAUAAUAUAAUGAUCUGUUGGAAUCAAACUUUGAAAAAAAAAACAAAAGCUACAUCGUAACAUCCGAAAACAAAUCGACGGGCGACUAUAAUCUCUUCUCCUUUCUUCUUAUUAAAUAUAAUUUUCAUUUUGUCAUCUCGUUUCCACUUGUUCUUCACAUCAUAUGUAAAAUUUAAAUUUCUAAUUGUACGUAAACCGUAUUAGUUUGCCUUCUGAUGUCGAAUUGUUAUACUCCUUUUUUACUUUCUCCCUUAGUCAAUAUUUUUUUUCCUUUCUUUUUUUAGAAAAUUAUCAAUAUCAUCUCAACAGUCGGAAAAUAUAAUGCGGGUUAUGUCAACAUUCUUAAACAAAUUCUAAUUGCCACGACGACCUCUACGGUCUUAAUUUUAUUAUGUGUGUAUAGCCGUUAUAAAUCAUAAUUACGAGAAUCUUAAUUUUUUACUUUCUAUGAUAUUUUAUCAAAAUUGGCCUAUUAAAUAUAUAAAUAUAUGUUUCGCGUGUGCUACUUCCACCCAUCCAACUAAUAAAGUCAAUGUACCUUGACAAUUCGUUCGAAUCGCGUUAUCAUCGUUAUGUUACGUAUACGUUAACAAAGAUCCUCACUUAUGUAGAAACUGGUAUUCCAAAAUGUCUUCUUCGUCUGUAAAGAAGAAAAAAACAUUUCAUAUUUCAACGUAAGAUAAACAAAGUGUAAAAUAUCGCUCAAAAAUCACGCAAACACAUUAUACGUUACAUACAAGUUAGCCAACUAAAAUACAUACACACGUAUACAUACACAACAUACGUGCGCGUGCGCGUACACAUACAUACAUACACAUACACAUUGUGUGUGUUUGAUACAUAGCUGUAAAUUUGAUUUAUAUACAAAUGGUGUGCAAAGAUCAUCCAAAUUGGAACCAUGUCGUACACAUGAGAGAACUUGUCUGAUUAUUGUUAAUUAAUUAAUCAAAUAAACAAGUAUAUCUAAUUGAAUACGCAUAAACAUGUCAUUGUGGAAUUAUCUUUAGUUCGAUAUAUACAAUGAUGUCGAUCUCACUGACAUAAAUCAAAAGCGCAAAAGAAGAAAGCAAAAAAAGUGUAUAUGAAUAAUAGAAUAUAACAGUAUCAUAAUAAAUGUACACUCACAGA
Odontomachus brunneus is the source of this 5087-nucleotide messenger RNA. RefSeq names its product neprilysin-4-like. The transcript is spliced from 17 exons. Gene Ontology annotation, cellular component: plasma membrane. Gene Ontology annotation, molecular function: metalloendopeptidase activity. NCBI's taxonomy places the organism in Eukaryota, Metazoa, Arthropoda, Insecta, Hymenoptera, Formicidae. Gene Ontology annotation, biological process: protein processing. Bases 497 to 3604 code for a protein of 1035 amino acids. The record is from RefSeq and is a predicted model, not a curated record.